GGCGGGGAGCCCGAUGGGGAGCCCGAUGGGAACCCGCACAGCGCUGCCCUCGGGCAGGGCAGGGCGUGGCGGGCAACUCCCCACCGCACUCCACGCCCCUCACACUCUGCCGGGAGUUAGGGGACGGCAGAAGUGGGAGGGGAUUUCCCUGCCCGGUUGAGCAGAUGAAGCUCUUCCCCUUGAUCGGACAUCCCCAGAGAGGUCCCCGGCAGGUUCAGGCAGGCAGAAGUUCGAGAGCUGGCGAGGUGGUCGAAGCUUCCUCCUCUUCUGGCCGCGCUCAGCGUCCCCUGGUCGUCCGCCGCGAUGCCCGAGCCGCGCCGGCUCUGUAAGACCGUCCUGCUGGGCGGCGCUCUGCUCCUCCUGGUCGGGCUGGCGGCCUACUGCAGCCUGCAGCACCGACGGCAGCCGCAGCUCGAGGCUCCUGGGUGGGACGUAGCUGAGCUCCAGCUGAAUCUCACAGGUCCCCGGCUGGACCCCAGGCUGCCCUGGCAGGCCGGCCCGUCCUUGGGCCGCUCCUUCCUGCACGGACCAGAGCUGGUCAAUGGGCAGCUGCGCAUCCAUCGUGAGGGCAUCUACAGACUGCACAUCCAGGUGACACUAGCCAACUGCUCCUCUGUGUGGACUACCGUGCCCCCCAAGGCCACGCUGACGGUGGGCAUCUGCUCCCCAGCCACCCACAGUAUCAGCCUGCUGCGCAUGAAUUUCCACCAGGGCUGCACUGUCGCCUCCCAGCGCCUGACACCCCUGGCCUAUGGGGACACCCUCUGUUCCAACCUCACCAUGCCUCUGCUCCCCUCCCGAAACGCUGAUGAGACCUUCUUUGGCGUCCAGUGGGUGCACCCCUGACCAAGGCUCUUAUUUUAUCACUCAUUUGUUUACUUCUGUUUUUCUUUUUGUUUUUGUUGUUGCUGCUGUUAGUUUUUUGGU
Sciurus carolinensis (gray squirrel) is the source of this 927-nucleotide messenger RNA. RefSeq names its product CD70 molecule (gene Cd70). The coding region runs from base 304 to 846 and encodes 180 amino acids. Gene Ontology annotation, molecular function: tumor necrosis factor receptor binding. Gene Ontology annotation, cellular component: extracellular exosome; plasma membrane. Lineage: Eukaryota; Metazoa; Chordata; Mammalia; Rodentia; Sciuridae. Gene Ontology annotation, biological process: immune response; tumor necrosis factor-mediated signaling pathway. The record is from RefSeq and is a predicted model, not a curated record. The transcript has 3 exons.